AUGGGACAUCACUCGUGCUGCAGCAAGCAGAAGGUGAGGAGGGGGCUGUGGUCUCCGGAGGAAGACGAGAAGCUGAUAAAGUACGUCUCCACACACGGCCACGGUUGCUGGAGCUCCGUCCCGAAGCUCGCCGGUGCAACUCAUAAUCUCCGCAACCUCCUACAUUUUGCUUGUUUCUUUCCUUAAUAUCCCUGCCUUCUGAUGGUCUCGACGACUCGGCCCGGAUAUAAUUCCGGCUUCUCCUUGGGACUUGGAAAUUGUUUUCCCUCUCGUCUCCGAGACGGUAGCAGGCCUUCAAAGAUGUGGGAAGAGCUGCCGGCUGAGAUGGAUCAACUACCUCAGGCCAGACCUGAAACGGGGAAACUUCUCGCAUCAGGAGGAGUCCCUCAUCAUCGAGCUUCACAGGCUUCUUGGGAACAGGCGAGUCUUCACCCACCCCUUCACGCUACUGAUGGUGGCUGUCGGUCGUCCUCACCUUCUUCUCAUUUUCCUUCUUCUACGCAGAUGGGCUCAGAUAGCGAAGCACCUCCCGGGGAGAACUGACAACGAGGUGAAGAACUUCUGGAACUCCACCAUCAAGAAGAAGCUCAUAUCUCGUGCCUUCGAUGUCCUCGAUUUCCCUUCCAUGGCCAACCCAGUUCCCAUUGUCGGGGAGCUCCAUAAUGUCGACGCCUACCCUGGUGAGCUGGUCGGUGCCGCCCAAGAGGGGUUCGUCUACCUUCCUCAGACCGAUGGGAGCCAAAUGGAGAUCAAACUGGACCUUCCAAGCCAUGCCGUUGACUUUGGCACCUGCCCAUCCUUCCUGCAACAUCAGGCCUCUUCAUACGACUGGCCCUUCCCAAAUCAGCCCACGGACGCAGUGAACUGUCAGGAAGUAAACGCCAGUAUCGCCAUUCUCGAGAACUCACGAUCGAAAUUCUCCAACGGCAGGCUCACGACCUCCCUCGGGGGGGGCGUUGUCAACGGCGUAGAAGAGGCUGAAGAGAAUUAUCGCCUUCCUCCGUGCUUCACCAACCUAGGUCAACCAUACGAUCUCCAGAAACACCCCGAUCAGACGGUGAAUAAUGUCGAAGAACUCCUAGGAUCAGCGUCCUCAUCGCCUCCUCCAGCUGCGCCGCUAUCUUAUGCCAGCUUCCAUGGCAGUCCCUGUAGCGUCAUGUGGUGA
Messenger RNA from Spirodela intermedia, 1165 nucleotides. The record is from the annotation of a GenBank genome assembly. NCBI's taxonomy places the organism in Eukaryota, Viridiplantae, Streptophyta, Magnoliopsida, Alismatales, Araceae.